Molecule: messenger RNA, 394 nt
Organism: Sardina pilchardus (European sardine)
Lineage: Eukaryota; Metazoa; Chordata; Actinopteri; Clupeiformes; Clupeidae
Product: tripartite motif-containing protein 16-like
Exons: 2
Coding region: 107-364 (85 amino acids)
Source: RefSeq, a predicted model, not a curated record
UUUUUCAAAUGAUCAUCUAUCACAGAAACAACUGGGGGCAACAAAGAGAACAUUCCAGCAACGGAUCCAGGAGAAAGAUAAUGAGCUGCAGAAGCUGAAAGGAGCCAUGGCAGUUCACACACGUUCUGCACAAGAAGCGUUGGAGCACAGCGACAGGAUCUUCACUGAGUUGCUGCAGUUCAUUGAGAGAAGACGCUCUGAGGUGAAAGAGCUGAUCAGAGCUCAGGAGGAGGCAGCUGUGAGUCGGGCUGAAGGGAUCGUGAGGGAGCUGGAGCAGGAGAUCGAGGAACUGAGGAGGGGAGACGCUGAACUGGAGCGCCUGUCAUAUGACAAGGACCACGUCCAUUUCAUCCAGGUACAGUAGCUCCACUGACUUGGCACUCAUUGUCAGCAG